This is a messenger RNA of Aspergillus heteromorphus CBS 117.55, 609 nucleotides long. RefSeq lists its product as uncharacterized. The transcript is spliced from 2 exons. NCBI's taxonomy places the organism in Eukaryota, Fungi, Ascomycota, Eurotiomycetes, Eurotiales, Aspergillaceae. The record is from RefSeq and is a predicted model, not a curated record. Bases 207 to 449 code for a protein of 80 amino acids.
ACGACUACCCCGCAUCCUGGUUACGAGAGGUCAUAUAAACCUUGUGUCACCCGUAUAAAAGCCAUCGCUGACCCAGUCUGUCUCUGUCUCUGUCUCUGACUCUCUUUCUGUCUGUCAACCAUCUACUGCUCUUGAACACACCACUACAGCUCACAAUCUCAUCAAACUCAUCCUCUCCUCGCAAACUACUACUAUCAGUAUCCAAAAUGUCCGCCCCCGUGGUGCAGGGCCUCUCAUCCCUGGGCUCGUCCGUCGGGGCCUUCUCCCGACAGCAGGCGGCGACCCUGCGAAACCGCUUCCUGACCACCGAAAAACGCAGGCGCAGGGCCCAGGUCAUCGGAACCUCGUUUACCGUCCACAGACCCGUCUGGAUCGCCGCGGGAGGUGCAGCCUAUACCACUGCCAGCGCGGUGUAUCUGACCCUUCACUAUAUGCGGCGACUUAAAUGAGCGAACGCGUCUAUACUGCUGUUUGAGGCCACGGUCACGGAAUAGAGGGGGACUGCACUGUCUGAGGCAGCGAGUUUCAUUCGACCCUUCAUUCUCUUUUUUUUUUUUCUUUUUUUUCUUUUUGCCUAGUUUAUUAUUUUUUCUUUCUUUUGAUGUCCUC